Molecule: messenger RNA, 957 nt
Organism: Kwoniella shivajii
Lineage: Eukaryota; Fungi; Basidiomycota; Tremellomycetes; Tremellales; Cryptococcaceae
Exons: 4
Coding region: 1-957 (318 amino acids)
Source: RefSeq, a predicted model, not a curated record
AUGACUGUACCAGCAAUGCCUCAAAAACUUGUAACCAUUGACGCCUCUGAACCUCUCGAGAAAAUCUAUGAAAUCGUAGCUCGAGAUGGUGGAGUGAUCGUAUCUAAUUUCCUCUCCCCAGAUCUCCUGAAGGAGACUAUGGGUGCUAUCGAGCCUCAUUUCAGUCAACGUGAUUUCUACAAAUCAAAGGCUACACAUGAAGAACUGGGAGACGAUUUUUUCCCAGAAGGGUCAAAGAGGGUUUACGCUUUAUUGGCUAAAAUCCCUGAUCAAUUAACCAAAAUCAUGAGACUCGAUGUUUGGCAAGGUAUCAUGGGUCGUUUCUUAAACGACGAAUAUUAUUCAUACACUGGUGAAAAACUGCUUUCCCAAAAGAGUGGUUAUAUGCUUGCUUCCACCGCCGCUCUACGACUUGUCCCCGGAGUUAAACCCCAACCCCUCCACCGAGACCAAAUCGCAUAUCAAGUACGACCUGAUCCCACCAACCCUCUUUUCACUCCUAUGGUCGGAUGUCUUGUUGCCGGUUCCAAAUGUACUUUCAAGAACGGUGCGACCGCUGUCAUUCCAGGAAGUCAUUUAUGGUCACCUGACCGAGCACCCAAGAGGGAAGAAUGUACCUAUGCUGAAAUGGAACCUGGAUCCGCUCUAUUCUGUCUUGGAUCAACUUAUCAUGCUGCCGGAGAGAACAUUUGUGAUCCAACGGACGAAGAUGCUAUAAGGACUCUUUUCGCCGUUUUCGCUCAAAGAGAUUACUUUAGACAGGAUCAAGAAGAAAUCUUAUCUACCCCAAUAGAAAUCGCUAGGAAAUUACCAGAAGAUGUUCUCAAGCUCGCUGGUUAUUACAAAGCGGUCGGAGGUGUCGGAUACGUUGAGGAUCAUCAAAGUCCUCAUGAAUUCUUACACCAAGAUUAUGGUUUGGGCAAAUUCACAGCUCAAACUGUUCAAGUCGCUCUAUAG